AGACUCCGCCCUUGGGCGGGGCCUGGAUGCGGCCGGAGCAGAGCAGCGCUGGAGCCGGAGCCUCAGCCCUCAGGCGCCACUGUGAGGACCUGACCGGACCAGACCAUCCCGCAGCGCCCCGCCCCGGCCCCCUCCGCGCCCUCCCGCCGCCAGGUCCUGCCGUCCCGCCGACCGUCCGGGAGCGAACCCGUCGUCCCGCACUCGGAGUCCGCGAUGGCUUCAGUGACAGAUGGUAAAACUGGAGUCAAAGAUGCCUCUGACCAGAAUUUUGACUACAUGUUUAAGCUGCUUAUCAUUGGCAACAGCAGUGUUGGCAAGACCUCCUUCCUCUUCCGCUAUGCUGAUGACACGUUCACCCCAGCCUUCGUUAGCACUGUGGGCAUCGACUUCAAGGUGAAGACAGUCUACCGUCACGAGAAGCGGGUGAAACUGCAGAUCUGGGACACAGCUGGGCAGGAGCGGUACCGGACCAUCACAACAGCCUAUUACCGUGGGGCCAUGGGCUUCAUUCUGAUGUAUGACAUCACCAAUGAAGAGUCCUUCAAUGCUGUCCAAGACUGGGCUACUCAGAUCAAGACCUACUCCUGGGACAAUGCACAAGUUAUUCUGGUGGGGAACAAGUGUGACAUGGAGGAAGAGAGGGUUGUUCCCACUGAGAAGGGCCGGCUCCUUGCAGAGCAGCUUGGGUUUGAUUUCUUUGAAGCCAGUGCAAAGGAGAACAUCAGUGUAAGGCAGGCCUUUGAGCGCCUGGUGGAUGCCAUUUGCGACAAGAUGUCUGAUUCGCUGGACACAGACCCGUCGAUGCUGGGCUCCUCCAAGAACACACGUCUCUCGGACACUCCACCGCUGCUGCAGCAGAACUGCUCAUGCUAGGCAAGGCCCACCUUCCUGACCUCCCCUCAUUGUGGCCCCACACCCAGUCUGCUUCUCCCUGUUACACACUGUCCACUCUCAGCCCACUCUCCCUGUUACACACUGCCCACACUCAGAGCAAGAUGAGUUGCUGCUAUUCUUUGCCUGCCCCUGGGGUUCUCUGCAGAUGGUCCCAGUAAUAGAUACUCAGCACUAGACUAACAGAACAGGUCACUACACGGGUGCAGAAUCACUUUACAAAAGAAGACUCUGUUUUACGAAGGGGAUUCACUACAGGGACUUAGAGAACAGUCUCUUUUCUGCCUUUAAAAUGAGAUUUCCUCCAUUUACCAAAAUUUGACACGCACACAUUCUUCAGGGGCAUGCCAAUUGCGUAAAGUGAGGCUCGCCUGCAUAGCUAAUCCUAUUAAAGACAACUUCUCAAAGCACAACGUGCUUGUUUCCUAUCGGGCUCCCUGCGGGGCUUUCUCUCACUACAAGUCAAGCUUGGGCUCUCAAAGCCCUGCGCCUGUUACCACGGAUGCCCACAGGGCCUGGGCAGUUGCUGUGGUGACAGGAAGAGCUAAUCUUCAGAGAGCUCAGACUCUCUAAUGUUGCUGAAGGAGCAAAGGCUGAGUCAGAAACACACUUAAGAGAAAAGGAUUAUCCCCUACAAAAUGUCAGAGGUUCCUGCUAUAUGAAAGAGCAAGUAGGUAUGCUCAAGAAAGACAAACAGAGAAAAAGAGAAACAGGCAAGAUCAAGAAACAGAUCAUGAGUUUCUGAUUUUGCUGCUUUCCAGUUGGUUCUUAACUAUGGGAACUUAGUGAAAUUGGUUAUUGGUUCUUAGACUCCUAGAACCUGAGGAUUUUAGAUUUGACGGGAUUCCCAAAUUUACCUAGUCUGACUAGUCAGUUCCAACCUUCCUUUUUCUGACAAGUGACUGUCAAGCCUAACAAUCAAAUCUCUUUCUUUUAAAGCACACCUUCUAGGCAGGGACAGGAGCUCAUUUUCCACACCCUCUUUGUCAACUCUCAUAGAAAGUUUUCCUUGCUUCAAGCUCAAAUCUGCCUCCUGGAAAUUAUUCUUCUUCCCUCCCUGUUGGUACCAGCUCUGCUGUCAGAGACUUCACAGUCUGUGCUCCCUCUGCCCUGUGACAUCUUCAGACUAUUUGAGAACAGGAAUCAUGACUCCUGGGACUUGCCUUUCUCUAGGUCAAAUACCUCUAUAAUUCCAUCUGCUGUUCUUCAUAGGGUCUUCUCCCUGUCCUGCCCUUUUCCUCCAAUCCAUCUUUUAACUGCUCUUGAGCAGUCUAACUGAGAAGUAUGAUUCAAAGCAAAAUAAAUCUUAAGGUGGCAUGACUCUGAAAAAAUUGAGAAAAUUGAACUCAGAGAUCCCGAUCCCAACCCCUUUCUCCUGGGAGUGAAACCUUAGUUUCUACCAGAGAGUGUGGGAAACCACUUCUGGUGGAAGCCCCUUAAUUAAACACCUGAGGAAAAAAAUAAAAGAAACUCAGAGACCAGAAUAAAUUAGCUCAUUAUUCUAGCUUGCUUGGCCACAGGGACAUAUUUGGUUUUGGCUGAAAUAACGACAUGGAACUGGCAAUGAUUCCAGAAAACCUUUCUUCUCUAUCAUGGCCUGAAUCCUCAGCCACCUCAAAAGUCAGCGGGCAGGAGGAGUCUCUCCCCAGUUUUCUUUUCAUUUCAAAUGAGGCUCAUUGUCCUAGAAAAGUACAUUAACUAGCAACCAGUCCAAUGACUAAAUAAAAGGACCAUCCAGCUGUGGCUCACACCUGUAAUUCCAGCACUUUGGAAAGCCAAGGCAGGAGGAACACUUGAGGCCAGGAGUUUGAGACCAGCCUGGGCAAUGUGGUCAAAUUCUAUCCCUACAAAAAAAAAAAUUAGCCAGAUGUGAUGGUGCAUGCCUGUAGUCCCAGCUACUUGGGAGGCUGAGGCAGGAGGAUUGCUUGAGCCCAGGAAUUUGAGGUUGCAGUGAGCUGUAAUUAUGCCACUGCAUUCCAGUCUGGGUGACAGAGUAAGACCCUGUCUCUCUCUCUCUCUUUCUCUCUCUCUCUUUUUUCUUUUAAAGGAGUCAGCUCUACAAAGAUGUUGCUUUCUUUGAUGCAAUGCAGAGAGCAGAGCUUUGGACUUGGAAUCAGGAGACCUGGACUCUGUCAUUAAAUCAACUGUGACUCUGGGCCAGUUACUUUCCAUUUAUGAGUCUUGAUUUCCUACUUAUAAAAUGAGGGAGCUUAUCUGGAUGAUCUUUAAGGUCUCUUUUGGCACUAAUAACUCGGUGUCUCUUUUUUUUUCACCUUCACCAUUUCAGUUGAUCCACCAAACAAACCUGAGAGAUCAGGAUUGGCAUCCAAGAGUUGUCUCGGCCGACUCUGAUGUCAUGCUUACUCUGUACUAGACAUUGUUCCAAGCAUUUUACGUGCAUUAACCCAUUUAUCUUCCCAACAUCUUGUGAGGGAGGCACUGUAGUGAACCUCAUUUGAAGAUGAGGAAACAAAGGUACAAAGAGGUUCUAGCUGGACCUCUAAAGUCACAUAAUAAGUAAGUGGUAGAGCUGGAGUUCACAUCCAGGCAGUAGGCUCCAAGGUCUGUGCUCUUAACCACAUUCUGGGCCGCAUCUUUUAUAGACAAACUAUGAUCCAGAGAGAUUACGAGACUUGGAUCACAUACCAAGAGAGUGUUAAAGCCACAUCAGGAUUCAAUUCCAGGGCCAUCAGAUUCCAAGUCCACUGGAGAAAAGAUGUAUAUCUCUAAUCUGUUAACAAAUUGCUCAACUACUCAGACUAAUCCCAGGUGAUGGAUGUCUAAUGCUCAGGAAAGGCGAGUCAGUCUCUGAGGCAACAGAUCCCAUGGGCCUGGGUAGAAAAUGCCCAGUGCUUCCCAGUCCCAAGUGCUGGCUUUCCCUGUAUCUGCCUCUGCCAGGCAACACUUAUCAGGCUCCCAAUCAGCAGGAGCCUCCAUGCUCCACUUUGAACAGCCUCUAUGCUCCAGCAAUGGGGCAUUUGUGAAGAAUGACUUGAUUAACUUUUCUGACCAUGGGUAUAAUACAGUUGCUUCAGAGGGCAGUGGUUCUGGGUGUGAUUUUUACACUGUAACGUUGUAUACAGUGUCAUGGAUAAUUACUAUUUUUUUCUGGUCAUUAACACUCACCUACUCUAGUACUAGGAUUUCAGACCAAGGUCCUCAUGACGCCUGGAUAUUUUAGUAUCUAUAUCCAAUAAUCUUUUCUCUCCUACUGAAUAUCCAGGCAAAGAUGAAAUUGUUUUCUUUAAAACUGUCAAAUUCUGUAAAACUCAGGAGCCAGUUCAAGGGAAUAAGCAUCUUCACAAUAGAUGGAAUCAAGAGUUAAAUGUUAUAGUGGCAAGCUUGUCUACUGGGCAACAGACAACCAGACCUGCUUGUGAGAUGGCAGCUCCCCAGCCCUGCUCUGUGACCUCAUUUCUGUCAAAUGAAAGGCAGCAGCUUCCAGCUGAUUGCAGCAUAGUGUUCAUCAAUCACAGUAAUAGCGCAAUUAGCCACCAAGGUUCAAGCUGUGUAAUACGUGUUAGUGGCAACUUGUCCUGGAUUUAAUCUUCCUCAACAAUCCAAAUAAAAUAUUUAAAAACUCUUGACUUCUGGCUGGGCGCAGCAGCUCAUGCCUGUAAUCCCAGCACUUUGGGAGGCCGAGGUGGGCAGAUCACCUGAGGUCAGGAGUUCAAGACCAGCCUGGGCAACAUGGUGAAACCCCAUCUCUACUAAAAAUGUAAACAUUAGCCAGGCGUGGUGGUGGGCACCUGAAAUCCCUACUCAGGAGGCUGAGGCAGAGAAUCGCUUGAACCUGGGAGGCAGAGGUUGCAGUGAGCCGAGAUCGUGCCACUGCACUUCAGCCUGGGUGACAGAGCGAGACUCCAUCUCAAAACAAAACAAGCAAACAAACAACAACAACAAAAAAAAACCUCUUGACUUCUAAAGAGGCAAAAGUGGCCAAAAGUGCGAUAUAGUAUUGUGUUUAUUUACAUCUAUUUUAAAUCCAUGUGUAUCUGUAAAUACAAAGUGAUUCGUGACUCAUUGUCUCCUCAGUCUAUAGCAUUAUUAACUUCUAGGAGCAGCAGUGGAGUAGAGUGUACUGAAUGGUCACAGACUCAUCGAUUAUCAGAUCUGGAAAGGAGCUUAGAGAAGAUCUGUUCCAGGCUCCUAUUUUAUAGAAGGGAAGGUUGACAUCCAAAGAAUGGAAGGAAAUCUCCUAAUUAUUCUGAGAGUAUCACAGUGAUGGAGCCAGGACUAGGUCCUGGAUCACCUCUAAGAAGACACUUAGCUAUUUGACUAUCGACUAGGGCCUAGCAUUAUUAAGCACUAGAUAAAUACAGAUGAAAAAAAAAUGAUCCCUGCCUGCAAGGUCCUAUGAUCUAAUGGAGAUGCUGUUUCUAAAAUAUUAUUAUCCCAAUUUGGCAGUCAAGGAAACAGCCCUGGAAAAGUUAACACGCUCAAGUCACCCACUAGCAUCAUUUGAACCCUCCUCUGUCUGACUCAUGCUCUUUCAAAUUUUUUUCUUCAGAUUGUCUUAGAAGGGUAGAUGGGAUAUACCCUCUGGUAGUACCAGGCUCCCAAGGAUUCUUAGAGUUAAAUAACUUCAGUUAAUUAAAUAACCACAAUUGCCUGGUGACCGAAGCCUUAUAACAUCCACAGAAUAAGACCAUUCUCCAGACCUGACUCCCCAACUCAUAUCACCUGCUCCUGCUGGCCACUAAGCUCCUUGCUUGGAUAUCGAGUUUUCUGGAGUAUCCUGAGGAAUGUUUGUUUGACUUUGUUUGCCAACAGUUUGGGGGAAGGGGAAAGAACUACAAUAAUCAGUGUCCAAGGAUCUCAUUGAUUUCAGAUUCCCUGCCCCAAGCCUACACCCAAUUACCUGCCAUAGUUGGGGAAUCAAGUAGCAUCCUGUGGCUGGAAGUAAAUGCAAAACACUAGUCCGUGAGAUAGAAAUACUGUUAAAUGAUGGUUUUUUAAGGUCCUGAUCCAUUAUAUGAAGUAGACAAAAUUCAAAUUUAUUUAUUCAUUUAUUUUCUCAACAAAUGAAUAUAUAUUAUGUGCCAGGAUACAAGUAGUGGCAAAUUAGACACAGUUCUUGCUUUCAUGAAACGUAUAGCUUCAUGAUUUAGUCUAGACAUUGUCAAAUCAUCACCCAAAUAUAAUUACAAAGUACUCUAAAGGAAAGGCACAUGAUGCUGUGAGAACACUCAACUGGGAAACUGGAAUCACCUUUGAGAAACUGUUUCAGGGGCUCUUGGAAGAGUCUACUGCUCGCAAAUAUCUGCUACCCACUGGCCAUUGCUUUACAUUCCUCAACUAAGCUUUCAUCUUUUAGUACUAACCUUUGAUGACUGAUCAAAUGCAAAUGCCCCAAGAAGAGUGAGGAUAGGAGAAAGAAUAUCUCUACCUGUGAAACAUUGUUAGACUGCCUGGCUAGGAGUUCAUUGUUGUUUUCUGAAGGACGUAACCAACCACUCCAAAACUUACAGGCUUAAAACAACAAACAUGUAUCAUUUCUUAUGAUUCUGUGGGUUGGCUGGGUGGUUCUUCUGGCUGAGGCAGGAUGGUCUAGGAUAGCUACAUCCACAUGUCUGGGGUCCCAGCUGAGAUGACUGGGGCUGUUGAGGCCUUUCUCCCUGUGGUGUCAUCCUCCAUAAGGCCACCCAGAUUUGUCCAUAUGGUAGCAGGAGUUUCCUCGAAGCAAGAGAGGGCAAGAUCCAACACAGAAGCACUUUUCAAGCUCUGUUUCCAUCACAUUUGCCAAUGUCUCACUGAUGAACACAAGUUCCAUGGCCAAGUCCAGUUUUAAGAAAUGGAGAAAUAGGGCUGGGCUCAGUGGCUCACACCUGUAAUCCCAGCACUUUGGGAGGCCAAGGCAUGCGGAUCAUUUGAGGUCAGGAGUUCCAGACCAGCCUGGCCAACAUGGUGAAAACCCAUCUCUACUAAAAAUACAAAAGUUAGCUGGGUACAGUGGCAGGCAUCUGUAAUCCCAGCUAUUUGGGAGGCUGAAGCACAAGAAUUGCUUGAACCCAGGAGGAGGAGGUUGCUAUGAGCCUAAAUUGCACCACUGCACUUCCGCCUGGGCGAUAGAGCCAGACUCAGUCUCAAAAAAAAAAAAAAGGGAGGGGGAAAUAGAUGCCAUCUCUUUAUGGGAGGAGCUACAAAAUAUGGUGACCAAUUUUUCAAUCUACCACAGGAAGCACCCUCAGUCCUCUGAAACUAAGUCUGGUAGAUGUCCUGGGGUCUUAAAACAUGGCUCCGAUGAUAUCACCAAAGACAAGUGGCAAAAUUGUAUAGGGCAGGGCAGUCUUAUCAUUUGUUUAAUAGUGAUCCAAAGGAUUUACUUUGGAGGAAUCAAGACACUCUAGAUGAAGAAGUUUUGAUGCUUGUUAAACAGUCCAUUUGGAUACCUCUUAGCUAUCCCCGAGGGAUGAAUCUGACUUCUCAUUUCACAGGAUUCACCGUUGAUAAUGGUUGUAAUUCCUACCUGAUGUUCCUGGCCAGAAGCCCAGCAGAAAAAUUCAGUAUAUAUAGAAAAGAUGGCUCCAAGAACAUUUGGACCUUCUGUUCUAACUGUACUUCCUUCCUUGAUGUACUCAUCUAGUCCUGAGGCUUUAGAUGCCAAGUCUUUGAUAAUAACAUGUGUACCUAAGUGCCUACUGGACAUUUUCAUGUCUCAGACUUAACAUGUCCAAAUUGAAACUCUUGAUUCUGCCCCCAAACUUGUUUGAACCCCAGUCUUCACAGAAAACUCAUCCUUAAUUCUUUGAUUUUUCUCUUUUUCUCAGCCUCCUUGUCUAAUCUAGCAGCAGAUCCUAGGGUUUUACUUCUAAAUAUAUCUCAAAUCUGAUCAUUUUUCUCCAUUUUCAUUGGCAUGACCUUGGUCCAGGCCACCAUUGUUUUCUGCCCUAGAGAGCUACCACAGAGUUCCUAACAUUUCCCUACUUACAUAAUUACUCCACUCUAGUCCAUUCUGUCUCACAGGAGUAACAUUAUUUAUUUAUAUUUAUAUAUAUAUAUAUAUAUAUAUAUAUAUUUUUUUUUUUUAAUAGAGACAGGGUCUUGCUAUGUUGCCCAAGCUGGUUUCAAAUUCUGGCCUCAAGCGAUCCUCUUGCCUUGGCCUCCUGAGUCACUAGGAUUGUACUUAUGAGCCACCGCAUCCAGCCUCAAUGGCAAUCUCUUAAAAAUCUAAAUAAAUGAACGGCUCAGUAACACUGAGGUUUACUUCACACGAAAACAAUCCAAACCUUGGCAAGAUGGUGAAACCCUGUCUCUACAAAAAAUACAAAAGAUUAACUGGGCAUGGUAGCCUGCACCUAUAGUCCCAGCUACUUGGGAGGCUGAGGUAGGAGGAUCGAUUGAGCCCUGGAGGUCAAGAAUACAGUGAGCCAUAGCCAUGAUUGUACACUGUGCCACUCCAGCCUGGGUGACAGAGCAAGACCCUGUCCCCCUCUUAAAAAAAAAAAAAAAAAAAGAAAGAAAGAAAAAAAAGAAGAAAAGGAAAGAAAUGAAGAGAAUUCAGAGACUUCCAUUAUUAUUAAUACCUACUUUAUUGAUUCUGUUUCUGGCUCUGAGUCCGCUCCUAACUUGCUAUAGGAUCUCUGGUAAAUCAUUUCCUGUAAUAAGCAGCUGUCACCUCUCUCCUUGUUUCUUCCAGAAAUAGUAAUCUCUUCUUUAGUAGUACUACUACUCCCUAACCCAAACCAGGUGAUUCUAGUGAAGACUGUCAAUAAACGGAGCAUGUGAUCAAGCAGGGCCCGUCAGAAUCCUUCCCUAAGAUUUUUAUAAAAAGCUGGACCUAUUCUUUUUCCAUUUGAGUGGCAAAUAUUUGAAGAUAUGAGGUCUAAAGCUGUGAUGGCUUAUUCUCCAUCCCUGUGUAAAUUCUAGUCUAUAGUAAGCAAAAACAAGGCCAUUAGGCAGAGGGCAGCAGAGACAUAAGGUGAGAAAGAGUGUGGUCUCUGGUUUUCUAGACCCUGAUUCUGGUUUGGAGGCUUGGCUGAUCACCUCUUCCUUUGAUUCUGAUAGAAAGCUCAGCGUAUCUUUCUAAUAAAACCCCCCUUUGCUUUGCUUGUUGGAGUUAGGUUCUUAUCCCUUGCAACCAAAAAUAUAUUGUCUCUUCUUUUGUUCUCAGUUUUCUCAUUUAUAUAUCCUUCUAGCUCCAAAGCACAGAAAUUCUAAAACAAACAAACAAAAACAAAAAAACAAAAAAAAACUGGGUCUUUCAGAAAAUCCCACUGAUAUAGACUUUCUGAUCCAGAAUGUAUAAUCUGGAAAAGAAGCCUACCCUCGUCUCCAUCCUCUCUUCUUGUACCUGAAGGAACGAAGAAGAGGGAUUUCUCAAGGUGAGAAGCAGUUCUCCAUGGACACUGAUGACAGCACAGGCAAAGUUUCCUAUGACUAGGGAUCACUGUCCACACAGAGUCUGGCUUCCCAGGUAUCCAGCAGGUCGACAAAACAGCUAACUCCACUGCCACUCCUUUCUCCACAUCCAUUCCUAUUUCUCAGCCAUCUCAGUGACAUCUGCCGUCUUGAGAGUCAACUACUGACUGGACUGAGUUGUGUGGUAUAUGCUUCUGUUUACUUCUCUUCUGUCUUUUUAAGUGGCCAAAUAGCAAACGCUUAAAUAGGAAAUCUCUGGGAGACUUGAAUAAAAGACUUUGCUUGGUAGAAAAUCAUGUCACAGAAAGGCUAAUAGACAGCAAAGUAAGUCAGCAAGUCCCUGAGCAGUAGGAUUAGGAUUCCUGUCUCCUUUCAGAUUCAAAUGCAUCUCUUUCUGGGGUUAACAGUGGACUGUUAAGAGGCUGUGCAGCUUGGGUUAAGUCAUUCUUAUCUCUGGGCUUCAGGAGCUUAGACCAGAUAGUUUCUACAGGCUCUCUUGGUGCUGAUGCCUUGGGAUUCUGUGGCUGUUUUCUGUAAGAUCUGCAAGGGGGAAACAGGAUUUUGGCAGCAAUCCUUUCAUUACUAAAGCUUCCUUUCUUUUCGGGUACAGUGAAAAGAGCCAAGGCUGUGUGACCCCCUCAUCACUUAGCCAGGCAUAUGGUCCUGGUUUCUGAGGCUGCCAGAAAGCAUCUUAGCAAUUUGUGUCUGGAUGGUCCAUGCCUGACUAUUCUAGGCUGGAGGUUCCUAAAGAGUAACAAGAGGAAGAGAAACAAGAAUCUCUGACACUUGUUGAGAAUAGAGCACAGUCCCAUUUGUUUGAAAAGAGACACCAGGCAGCCAUGUUUAUGUGCCAGAAAUGCAUUCCACCUCAAGGAGGACUUAAUUUAUGGACCAGUGUGUGCCAGGCUGAGCUGGGCAAGAUCUUUCUCAGGACAAACUCUGCCAUGCAGCUAAAAGCCUGGAAACUAAAGGAUUUCAUGUAGUAAACUAUCUUCCAACCCCUGUAAGCAUCAGACCACAGGAUGAGGUUUCAGAAGGUCAUAAGGCAGAGUAGGUAAGCCUACAGGGCUUACAGUCUGACAGACCUGGGUUCAGUUCUUGGGUCUUCAUCACUAACUAGUUUUGUGACUUUGGGAAGAUGACUCCCGGAGCCUCAGUGAGCCUCAGUUACUUCAUAUGUAAAUGAAGUAAUACUAUCUACUUCACGAGGCUGUUGAAAGGAUUAAAUGGAGAAUGGGUGUAAAACCCUUAGUGCAGUGCCGUGCACACACCGUAGAUGCCGAACGUGUGAUGUUGGCACUACACAAUGUGUAAUCCCAAUCAGGCAGAGCUAGGCAGGCAAAUCUAAUCCAGGAUCUUUGUAAGGGGACUGAGAACCAGAGACUGGAGAAAGCCAGUGUAAACACCAUGAGCAAAGGAGCAAGAGAAGGGGCAUUGUGUAAGUAGGAGAUGGAGCCUGGACUUACUAAGUGGAUCAGGGUAGCAGAAUCCAGUCAGGACCAAGGGAGGAGAGUCCAGGAAAAUGCCAUGAGCAGCUCUGUAGCAUGACCUUGUUGGGCUGGGUUAAAGUAGGGUCUGCCACCAGUCAUCUGACAGAAAGGUACCUCAUGCAAUUCCUCCUUCCCCCAGAAAUCAGCCUCCAGGAGUGAGGAAUGAGCCCAGAAUGAGAGUUUAGAGUGCUCCAGAGCCUUUGUUAGAGGUGCCCUCUGACAUUUAGAAAACCAGGAUUCCAGAGACCUGGGUUUGAGUCCUGACUUUGCAGCAUACUAACUGUGUGAUCUUGAACCAACAUAUUUUCACCUAAUGAGGCUGACAAUCUUCCCUACUUCACAAAAUAGUAAUGAGAGUCAAAUAAAAGUACAUUUUAGAAAGUGAAAUGCUGUGGACAUUUAAGGUGGAGCCACUGUGAGAGUCUAGGGGGGUAGAUGGUAUUCGUCUCAGAAUGAAACUGAAUACACCCCUCUCAGAGCCCUUUCCAAGGAUCCCCUCCUUCUUUCAGCUCCUUCCCUCCACCUCAAUACACAUUCCUGUCCCAGGAACCUAACCUCAUCUAGAAAUACCAGGGCCAGCAUGCCUUACACCUAGAGGUUUGGUUGGCUUCAGAGAAACUUCUGGAGGCUAAAAGCAGCCAAGAAGAAUCAGCCACUACAUGCUGGGCCUGGAUGAACAGAGCAGUGAGCUGUGAUGGGGCUGGUGCUGGGGCCCAGGAGGAGCAGGCAGGAGAGUUUGUAUGCACCAUGAUUCAAAUAUUAUAACAAAAAUCAUCGGUCAUGUGUUAGGCACUUUACAGUUCCCAAAGCACUUUCCCAUCCAUGCCCUGAUGAUCUUUGACACAACACUGUGAUGUGGGUUUUAUUAUUUCCAGUACAGAUGAGGAAAGCUGAGGCCUGCGUCAGUGAAGCAACCUAUCCAAGACUACAUAGAGAAGGCAGUAAAUGGCAGGGUUAGUCUCAGAACAGGGGAGGGUCUGUACCCCCCGCAGUGGGCAGUCUUAAUUCUGAACUUCACCUAUCUGGGGGUGAUAGAGGGGAACAAGAGGAAGCCUGCUGAAGAGAAAACCUAAACCUCUGUUUUGUCUACGUAUGACUUCCUCUGCUUGUGGGAGAGAAGGAAGGAAAGGAACACAUUGUUGUCAGCCCCACAACCCCAACAAAAUUAAACCCUGGAGCAGGUUGAGCAGCAGAGGCUUCCCUCAGAUCAAGGAGCCAGGGGCAGAUGAUCUAUCUCUGUGGCCACACAGAAAGAUGUCACCUUAUGUAAUUUGCAUAUCAUAUUCAAUUCCCCCAACUGCUCUUUCUAAUUUAUUCAACUGGGGACCAGGCUGGUCUCAUGCCAACCUAGGAGAUGUACCAUAGCAGUAUGAGCAGAAUUCCUCAGGAGGAACAAUUAGCAAAAACUGGAGUUGCCUCUCGAUAGGCCUGAGCAGAGAGAGGAACAAUAGCUCUCAUGUCUCUCCUCAUCAGAUUCUAACUAAGCAGAUGUUCUCAUGCUUUUUUCUUCUUCCUAUGUUAUGUAUACUGACACCUCUUCUCAGUGGCAUAUGAAAUAUGAAAUGUCAUGUGUUGUGAGUUUGUAUAAAUAUGAAGGAAUAUAUAUACACAGUAGCAAAAGAGAAGAUCUCAUUUACAAAUAUCUAUGGUGUUUCCUUGUUCUGUGUUGAUCUGUUUUAUUGAUACAAACUGAAUUUUCCUAAUGUAUCUUCUAUCUCUAUUAUAGUGGCAAUGAUGGUAUAUGCAUUAAAGUUCUUCUGAAUUGUG
Molecule: messenger RNA, 12509 nt
Organism: Gorilla gorilla gorilla (western lowland gorilla)
Lineage: Eukaryota; Metazoa; Chordata; Mammalia; Primates; Hominidae
Gene: RAB3B
Product: RAB3B, member RAS oncogene family
Exons: 5
Coding region: 214-873 (219 amino acids)
Molecular function (GO): GTPase activity; GTP binding
Source: RefSeq, a predicted model, not a curated record